Messenger RNA from Hyaena hyaena (striped hyena), 4983 nucleotides. RefSeq names its product peptidyl arginine deiminase 2 (gene PADI2). NCBI's taxonomy places the organism in Eukaryota, Metazoa, Chordata, Mammalia, Carnivora, Hyaenidae. The transcript has 17 exons. Gene Ontology annotation, cellular component: cytoplasm. The coding region runs from base 68 to 2152 and encodes 694 amino acids. Gene Ontology annotation, molecular function: calcium ion binding; protein-arginine deiminase activity. The record is from RefSeq and is a predicted model, not a curated record.
GUUCCCCUGCAGCAGGUGCUCCGCGCCGACCUGAGCUGGACAAGCGAGGACCGGCCGCUGGGGGAAGAUGCAGCAGGAGCGGACCGUGCGGCUGCAGUACGGGAGCCGCGUCGAGGCGGUGUACGUGCUGGGCACGCACCUCUGGACCGAUGUCUACAGCGCGGCCCCGGCCGAGGCCCAUACCUUCAGCCUGAAGCACUCGGAGCGUGUGCGGGUAGAGGUGGUGCGUGACGGGCAGGCUGAGGAGGUGGCCACCAAUGGCAAACAGCGCUGGCUUCUGUCGCCCAGCACCACACUGCGGGUCACCAUGAGCCAGGCGAGCACCGAGGCCAGCAGUGACAAGGUCACCGUCAACUACUAUGAGGAGGAGGGGAGCAUGCCCAUCGACCAGGCGGGGCUCUUCCUCACGGCCAUUGAGAUCUCCCUGGAUGUGGACGCAGACCGGGACGGCGUGGUGGAGAAGAACAACCCAAGAAAGGCAUCCUGGACCUGGGGCCCUGAGGGCCAGGGGGCCAUCCUGCUGGUGAACUGUGACCGAGACACACCCUGGCUGCCCAAGGAGGAUUUGAGCGACAAUAAGGUCUACAGCAAGGAAGACCUUAAGGACAUGUCCCAGAUGGUCCUGCGGACCAAAGGCCCAGACCACCUCCCGGCGGGGUACGAGAUCGUUCUCUACAUUUCCAUGACGGACUCGGACAAAGUGGGCGUGUUCUACGUGGAGAACCCUUUCUUCGGCCAGCGUUAUGUCCACAUCCUGGGCCGCCAGAAGCUCUACCACGUGGUCAAGUACACGGGCGGCUCCGCGGAGCUGCUGUUCUUCGUGGAAGGCCUGCGUUUUCCCGACGAGGGCUUCCCGGGGCUGGUGUCCAUCCACGUCAGCCUGCUGGAGUACAUGGCCGAGGAGAUUCCCCUGACUCCCAUCUUCACGGACACCGUGGUGUUCCGGAUUGCUCCGUGGAUCAUGACCCCCAACAUCCUGCCUCCCUUGUCAGUGUUCGUGUGCUGCAUGAAGGACAAUUACUUAUUCCUGAAAGAGGUAAAGAACCUGGUUGAGAAAACCAACUGCGAACUGAAGGUCUGCUUCCAGUACGUAAACCGAGGUGACCGCUGGAUCCAGGAUGAAGUUGAGUUUGGCUACAUAGAGGCCCCCCACAAAGGCUUCCCUGUGGUCCUGGACUCCCCCCGAGAUGGAUACCUGAAGGACUACCCAAUGAAGCAGCUGCUGCCCCUGCUCUUUGGUGGGAAUAAGAAGACCGUGGGCAAGCGUCUAGACACUAAGUGCCCAUGGCGGCAGAUGGAAGGUGGUGAAAGAGGCCCAGAUUUCGGCUACGUGACCCGGGAGCCCCUCUAUGAGCCUGUUACCAGCCUUGAUUCCUUUGGGAACCUGGAGGUCAGUCCACCAGUGACCGUCAACGGCAAGACGUACCCUCUGGGCCGGAUCCUCAUUGGGAGCAGCUUUCCUCUGUCCGGUGGUCGGAGGAUGACCAAGGUGGUGCGGGACUUCCUCCAGGCCCAGCAGGUGCAGGCGCCCGUGGAGCUCUACUCCGACUGGCUGACCGUGGGCCACGUCGAUGAGUUCAUGACCUUCGUCCCCAUCCCAGGCACAAAGCAAUUCCGGAUGCUCAUGGCCAGCACCUCGGCCUGCUACAAGCUCUUCCGAGAGAAGCAGAGGGAGGGUCACGGGGAGGCCUUCAUGUUCAAAGGCUUGGGCGGAAUGAGCAGCAAGAGGAUCACCAUUAACAAGAUUCUGUCCAGUGAGAGUCUCGUGCAAGAGAACCAGUACUUCCAGCGCUGCCUGGACUGGAACCGUGACAUCCUCAAGAAGGAGCUGGGGCUGACAGAGAAGGACAUCAUCGACCUGCCCGCCCUGUUCAAGAUGGAUGAGCACCGCCAGGCCAGAGCCUACUUCCCAAACAUGGUGAACAUGAUUGUGCUGGACAAGGACCUGGGCAUCCCCAAGCCGUUCGGGCCUCAGGUGGAGGAUGUUUGCUGCCUGGAGACGCACGUGCGCUCCCUGCUGGAGCCCUUGGGCCUCUGCUGCACCUUCGUGGAUGACAUCUCCGCCUACCACAAGUUUCUGGGCGAAGUCCACUGCGGCACCAAUGUCCGCAGGAAGCCCUUCACCUUCAAGUGGUGGCACAUGGUGCCCUGACCUGCAGGAGGCUGCCGUGUGCGGGUCUCAGCCCCUUGAUAAUCCGUAUCGGGGCUGGACCGGCCCUCGCGGUUCUUACAACUGCAAGAUGCCCUUAAACAAUAACUGUCAGGAAACUUGGGGGGGAGGGGGGGAGGAUUCCUGCCUACAGGACCUAGAAAUUACAUGGCACACUUGGGGCCACACAGAGGGGUCACAGGGAGAGAGAGACCGCACGGACCUGGGGUUCUGCUUUUUUUGGAGUUGGCUAGCGUUUGCGGGCUCACUCUUUAUUGGUGAAUUUAAAACACAAGAGCUGGAAUUUAAAGCACAGGAAGAGGAAAAUCCAGGGGCCCAGAUGGUCAGCUGUAGAAACCAACCAAACCAACCUUUGUUUCUAAAACAAAGGAGACUGGGGGAGGGAGAAGCCUCGCUUUUUAUCGAGGCCUGUGGCCGGCAAUAUGCUUAUGGGAGACAGGCUUCUUUGAAGUGGCUACCUCAGCAAUCAAAGCCGAAGGCAGGCACUUGCAUCACCAAAGAGAGGAGACCCAGCUGUCGGGGCUUACGCCCACAGGUGCCUUGGCGAUUCCCUCCUCCCUUCCUUCUCCAGACUCCUUAAACCCUCCAGAGCUUCUCCUUGCCUGGCAAGGACUUGACAAGGGACUACUGUCCCCACUGGGGGCCCUUUCAGGAAGAGGGGAGGAAUUUGGGAUAUCUGUACCUUGUCAUCUCUCAGAAGGGCCCCAGCAUCCACCAACGAACGUCACCCCUGUGAGCCUCAACUCUGUCCUUCCUGAAAACAGCUGUGCACUUGGCCAGUGUCCAUAUAACCCUGAUACGAAAAACAAAAAAGGAAGCAAAACCUGUGCACCCAAAUCAUUCCCCCAAAGUGUCUCCCUUAGCUCCCCCCGCCCAGUCUCUUGUCCAAAACUGAAAGAGGGGAGAAGGGAAGGAGGUUCUGGAGGCUCUGGGAUCACCAGUUCUGGUAGCCACGCCCUGAAGGUCAAGUUAGAUCCCGUGGAAAGGGACCCUGGGGCCCCCCAGACAUACCUUGAACUGCUGUCAUCAUUUUCAGUUUCAGCUCUCUUGGCGUGUCCAGGAGGCUGCCUCCAAUUAGUCAUUCCUUCCCUGCAUCGCUCAAAUCCCCUUGGCUUUCUGUCUGCAGCGCACACGCCAUUGACUAGCUUCCCCAUUCCCUGAGGGUCCAAUAAUUUACCUUAGAACUUUCCCUGGAACCAGAUUUUAUCAGAAUGGCCUUCUCCAUUUUCAAGAUGCUCCUUAUACCUCAUCUUUCUGAUGGACACAGGCUCCCCCAAAUGUUGGGUCCCCCCCAACACCAGCAUCCUUGUGCCCAAGAGGGCAGUGCAUGAAGACGCCCAGACUCCACCGUAGCCUUCUGCUGCCUGGUCUCUGGGCAGUCCCUGACCUCCCUCGUUGCCUGCCUCCACUUCCUAUUCCAGAUGCCUCCAGGCAGCUAAACCAGGACUUUUCACCACCAGUCAGGCUCAGACCUGCCCCCAGGAGACAAUGAAGGACCCACCUGUCCUCCCCAGAUCUUAGAGUCAACAUGUAAGGACUUGGCCCAACCUCCAGCCCGACAGCCAGCUCUGGGCCAGCAGCUGGCCUUACACACAGACCGUGUGUCCCACAGAAGUUCACCAGCGCAUUUGCUGAGCACCCUCUCCUUUGGACGGAACUAGAUUAAUUCCCUGGCUUCAACCACAAAAGACUCAGUUUCAACUAAAAAAGAAAAGUGUAGGGCCAGCUGAUGUCAGGAGAAUAAGUAAAGUGUAAUUCCACUUUGAGAGUUUAAAAAGAGCCCAUUUAUAGCCAAUGAAAAGAUUAUACCUCUGUAUUCUUGAGAGAACAGGAUUUUUCUUGUACUACUUCAUUCAUCCUAACAGCAAGCAUUUAUUGUAUGCCUACUAAGUGCAUGGCACAGUGUCGGGCUCUGAGGCUAGGGUGGUUAGCAGCAAACUGCACCUUGUCCCUGCUUUGUGGAGCCGGUCAGGUCUCAACAUGCAAUGGUCACAUCUAAAUGGCCAGCAUUUGUCAUUUCAGGGGUGCGUUCUUUAGCAAUGCCAACCUGCUACGUUCAGGAAAUGCACAGGGCGCAGAACUUCCUGUAAGUCACAGUUUUAGAUAAAAGUGGAGGGUUCUUUUUCAAACAAGCUUCCUUCCCCAUCCAGCUGGGCCGGUACCACCCGGCAGAUCAGACCCCAGAGCCUUCAGAAGCUGUCGUGCCCCCCCUGCCUUUUGGGGCCAAAGCCCCAGAUACCUGCAGCCCCAGAGUGCCUAUUUGAAGUUUAUCGGGAGACUUAGAGUUUGUCGUGUGUGUUUGCGUGUGUGUGUUUGGUUAAUGUGGAGUUUGGGGUUUCUUUCAUUUUUUUUUUUCUAGUCUACCUUAAGGGAAAGUGAACGCCUCCCCUGUGGAAACAGUGUGUGUUAUAGAUUUUUCUAAAACUCUUCCCAUCGGGAAGUUGGUAGUUUCUGAUGAUUCUGGAGCCCCCAGGACUCAGACACCUAUUAUCUCGUUUGCCCCUGCCCCGUGUGACUGCCUUCAGUGUGUACGCCUCCCCUACCCCGUGGAUUCACUGCUCUUCCCCGCCCCCCACUUUCUAUAAAUGUAGGCCUAGGAUACACUUCUGUGUUGCACAACUCAGCUAAGUUCCUGUUUCGAUCUUUAUUUUGAAAUAUUCUGUGUAAGAGGGAAGGGGGGGUUUUGUGAAGAAGGCAAGAAGCAGGGCACAGUUUCAACUUUCUGGAUGAGAGGCCAUGUUGGAGAUCGAAAGAUGUUUGGGGAAGAGCCUGAUUAAAUAGCAAUAAAAUAAACCAUCCGAGGGGAAGUUCUG